Messenger RNA from Serendipita indica DSM 11827, 3702 nucleotides. NCBI's taxonomy places the organism in Eukaryota, Fungi, Basidiomycota, Agaricomycetes, Sebacinales, Serendipitaceae. The record is from the annotation of a GenBank genome assembly.
AUGGCCGAUAGCGAUGAACGGAUAGCCAAAUGCCUCGAGCGGCUCAAGUCGAAUGAUUCAGAGGUGAAGAUAGAUGCCCUCAACAAAUUGCAAGCCGAAUUCGCUGCUGGCGUCCAGGCUGAGAUUGAAGAAGUCAUCGCUGCGCUGAAAACGACGCUCCGUAUCCCAAAUCAGCACGUCUCUACCGCCUCUCUCUCCGCCAUUUCAGCUCUCUUCCCAGUCAUUGUUACCCAUCGUGAAUCCGAAGAUCAUGGACAUCCAAGCUCACACGACGCCACCGUCUUUCGGCAUGCGCUGCUUGCAUUUCUCUCUGCUGGUGGCAUCCUGGACCGUCUUGGGGACAAUCGUGAACGCGCUCGUGACUGUGCGCGCGAUGCAUUGGUUUCAGCUGGGAACACUGCGCUCAAGUUUAAUCCCAACCCGACGUCCGCAUCCGCCUCCGCCGGUCCUGGUAUGAAGCAUUCACAAGCAACAAAGGGACCGGAGCCCCCACUCGCCAUGUUUGAACGGUUCCUUAGGGAGUUGGGUUUCAGCAGCAAAGUCACGCGAGUGCGCGAGCAGUCGAUCUUGACAUUGCUCCAGCUCCUGGAUGUGCUAGAAGACAGUGACGGAGGUGUGCGGGACUGUGCACGAAACGCGGUGAUUGAAAUGUUCACGGCAUCGACCGUGACCGACAGCGCAAGAGCCGAUUUAAAGAAAGAAAUGACCAAGAAGGGAGUGCGCAAAGGCAUUGUCGAUAAUAUCCUGAAUCAACUUCUCGCCGCCCCCACACAGACGAUCGAAACAUCAGCUGAAGACCCGUCUCACCCGCCAGCACUUUCUACUACAGGCUCUCAUCCUGGACUACCAACACAAAAGUCGUCUGCAACCUUGGCAUCUUCUGUCGCAGGAACUUCGCGAACCCAAAGCUUUGCCAGUACGGCAGAGGUACAAGAUGGUAAGACUGAGGAGGUGGUGACCGUCUACGUUGCUUCCGUACGCGACCUGGAGCACGAAUUUGCGACUAUGCAACCUCCGUUCGAGGGGAAGGAAACGGAGCAUAAUUGGCAACUCCGUGAACGCGCCAUUCAACGGGUACGAGGAAUGCUCAAAGGAGAUGUUCACAUUCGAUAUCUCGAGGCAUUCAUGGAGUGUUUGAAGUCUGGGUUCAUGACAAACUCUUUAAAGACUUUGGCCUCGCUGCGAACUACGGUAUCAACAAAUACCUGCGCGUUAUACGCUGAACUGGUCCUUGCUCUGCGGCAUGCCUUUGAGCCAUUUGUCGAGCUCACGUUGACGGCUCUCUUCAAGAUGAGCUCUCUCACCAAGAAGAUUGUCGCGAAUCAAAGUCAAGCUACGGUUAGAGAAAUUCUCCUCCAUGGCCAUUGUCAUCCAAGGAUCGUCAUGCCUCUCUUGUGGAAUGGCAUCCAGGACAAGAAUGUCAGCGCUCGACAAUAUACGGUGGGACACAUCCGUACUGUCCUGGAGAAUACCGCCGUAAGAGGAAAAUCCGUCAUCGAGUCGAGCGGAGGACUUGAGCUGCUGGAAAAGUCGAUCAAAAAGGCACUGGGAGACGCCAACGCGGGCAUCCGUGAUAGCGCACGGAGCCUUUUCUGGAUCUUUGACGGCAUUUGGAAGGACAGAGCAGACGCCAUAGCCAACACUCUCGACCCAACAGCACGAAAACAACUUGACAAGGUAGCCCCAACGGGUCAGGCAUCACAGAAUGGAACCGUGCCCAUCGCAGAAGCGAAAAAGUCGAGUGUGGCCGCAGCCAUUGCUGCCAGCCGAGCCAAGGCCAAACAAAUCGCGGCUGCACCUCCCACACUACGACAUGCUGCUACUUCUCAUGCAUCCAGCAUGGCAUCUCAUGCACGACGUCCUGCAUCCCCUGGCUCGCCAUCUGGUCGAACGCCUGUUGCAAGUGGGACAACCGCAAAGAGAGCAUCUGGUGCCUUCUCGAGAUCAUCCACUGCUCCCGCAUUGACCACUGGUCCAAUCGCAAAGUCACCAUCACAAUCUGCGUCCAUCUCGACCGCUUCUGCCUCCCCUCCUCCAUCCCCGACGCAGUACGCUUCACAGAAAUUAAACAACAGUGUCCGAAUUGCAUCUGCCGUCCCCCUUCCUUCGUCUCCUCCCAAUACAUACCGGUCCCCUCCCAAAGGCACGGUCCCUCUGAAGUCUUCGCUCAGUGCUCGUUCAAUGUCUCCGCCGUCUACAUCCACCAAUAGAGUCAAGCGAGCAUCUGGAGUCUUUGCUUCUCCCAAGGGAACAACGCUUACACACAUGCCCGCCACGAAUGAUACCCUCACACUAUCACCUCAUCCGUCCGAUGAUGAGUCCCUAAUGCGCGUUCGAGCGCCCAAUAGUGAUGCAGGCUCUAGCGAGUCGCUCCCUAUGGCAUCUUUCUCCGACGCAGUUACAUCUACUCCUCCUGGUCGCACCCUCGAAGCAGCCUCGUUGACACGGAGCACCAACCCGCUCAAAGUACCCGGCCCAGUCAUCGAGGAUGCACUGCGCGCACGAGCGGAACAGGCAGAGAGUGCAGCCGAGAGACUCUUAGAGGAGCUCGUGGAACCGGAUGAUACAGUACAGAAUCUACAUAUUCCUCCGUCGCUUAUGCCAUCUGCCAGUACUGCUAAACCACCUCUCAAGGCGAGUACGAGUACCAAAUCGGCGAAUGGAAACACGACGAAGAAGUCGCCUCCACCUGCAACACCCGCUAACAAGCGCUCGGUGCUCUUACGUCAAGCUGCAGUGUACCAGGAUAGCCCGCCAUACAAGCGUGGCUCAAGCUCAAUUGUCGACAGGCUAAAGGAUCGACGGAAUGAAUCCAGUUGGUGGCUAAAGCGUGUUUCUUUGCUGCAAGAGACCGAUUUCCAGUCUGGCUCUGACCCGUCUACCCAAUUGGCAGCUUGUAUCGAUUCCUGGAAAAUGGCACUGCCGGAGAAGAACCCUGCAAUGGAGACUGAAGGAGACGAGGGGUUGGCAGACGAUAUAUGGAAGGGUGGUCUAGUGUUCAACAAGCUCUCGUCGGCAUUGUUUCAGUACCUCACAUGCGACAAGCCCGAAGAUAUUCUCGAAAGAGGCCUUAUUGUGAUCUGGGAAAUGGUGGAGCACCAGCAAUCAUAUCUCGAGGGACGAGAAUCUGAACUUUUGGCUCUCUUGUUCCACCUUCGUUACUGCAAUCUUCAAACGAUUUCCGAAGCAUCCAACACAAUUCGAGAUGCCCUUACAGACCGCAUUGAUCCGAUCUACGGUCUCAGCACAAUGCACACAAGCUUAAAGCGUUUCCUUGCGGAGCCCAUUCCAACCGACGGUAACGCGGAGACGCGGGCUUUAUCUCAUGCAUUUGGAUUGCUGGCGAUUGGAAAGUUUAUUCUGCGGUUGCCGACCGAGAUUCUUGAAGAGGAGCUUCCCAGACUGCAACUCACUCUGUCACAGAGCCUUAACGACACACAGCUACUUGUCAGAGAAUCGGCAGCUGCCGCUAUCAUCGCCGCCCAGCUUGUCCUCCGAGACGAGACGUACCUGUUCACCAUGCUGGCGAGCCUUUCGGAUGAGAAGAAGAACCUCCUCACCUAUUUGUUUGACAAACAUGGUGCACGAGGGACGGUUGAAGGCGUCAGCAAGGACAGUGGCUCGCAGGGCGGACUCGACCGCCUGGAGAAGGAGAUGAAGCGGCUAGACUCGAAGACGAGCACUCCCAUCCGUAAACUAUAA